CCCACAGAUAACACAGUAUUUGAAUACUAACUUUAACCAUGAGAUCGACUUCUGUUAUAAAGAAUGUCAUAUUACCUCGGUACAAACGUCAUUUGAUUGUUUUCCUCGUUCUUUUUAGUAUUUUAAUGUUGACGCGUAUUCGCUUUAAUCACAGUAAACCUGUAGCACUACCACAAAGGACGUUUGAUCUAAAAUGUGAAAAUGUGGAGUUAAAACCAGACAUAGAGUAUCGUGGGAGUUACGUAGUGUUCAGAAACUUUGUGCGCGCCAAAAGGACGUUCGCCUGCAAUGAAACUAUCACGUUAAGUGCUCCGGGGGAUUACAGAUUCCUGGACAACGUUGAACCGCUUGUGGAAAGAUGGCAAGGACCUAUUAGUGUAGCGUUAUAUGCUCCUGGAUACGACUUUUACACUACUCUGCAAAGUAUCGCUUAUUUGAGAAAGUGCUCGAACACUAGCGCGUUAAUUAGUGAUUUUAUUACCUUCCACAUAUUCUUUGACAAUCAACAUUUUCCACAACGGAACGGAUUGCCUUUGCUUGAGUCCUACAAGGACGUUUUUGAUUGUUCCCAACGCCCACCAUAUGAAACAAAGAAAGAUGAGGACAUGUAUAAGCAGAAAAACAACCUUUUCUAUCCUAUCAACGUUGCUAGAAAUGUAGCAAAGCUAAACGUGCAGACUCAUUUUGUGUUCCCGUCGGAUAUAGAGCUUUAUCCUACAAGGAACUUUAUUCCGAAAUUUUUUGAAUUAAUGUCUAGAAGCCCGCAGUAUUUUGCCAAAGAUUCGACGAAUGUAUUCGUAUUUCCUGUUUUUGAGAUACUAGCUGACCGUAAGGUUCCAGAAACAAAGACGCAGCUUCAAAUAAUGUUAAAAAAUAAAACAGCUUUUGGUUUUCACGCCAAAGUCUGUGCCAGAUGCCACAAUCCACCAAAGAUGAAAUUGUGGAUUGAAAGUAACGAAACUGAAGGCGUUGAUAUAUUUACUUCGACCAAAAGGCAGGGUUUUCAGAAGAUUUGGGAGCCGUUUUUCGUUUGUACCCAGAAGGAACCUUUAUGGGAUGAGAGAUUGAAUUGGGAAGGUCAAGGCAAUAAAAUGUGUCAAGCUUUCUAUUUGUGUAUGUUAGAUUACGAUUUCCAAGUAUUCGACAACGCAUUUCUGAUCCACAAACCCGGAGUAAAAAAGAAGAAAAUUCAAAAUAUUAAAUAUCAAGACCAACAAGCAGUAAACAAUAAUAUCCUAAAACACAUACAAAAAGAAUUGACGUCCAUUUAUGGUAUAACAACAAGUACUCGUAACUGUAUUGUCCAUAAUAUUGGGGUUCAAACUGCGGGUGGAAUGUAGAGACGAUUUUCCCUAAAAACCAAACGACGAACUGAAAAUAAACUAACAACGAAAUAACUAUUUUAUAACCACAAUGUAUGAUUCUUAGUCCUAAAGUUUUAUUGCUAUUUUAGUCCUAUAUUUUAUUUAUCAAAGUUCAAAUUUUUAAAUAAACUGAGUUGAGCUUUAUUUACUCUUCAUUAAUGACAUAUUUGACAAAAAUUUUCUUGUGUUUGUAUAGUUCUGCCUUAAUAUUGUUGGAUUUUCCAAUUGCCAGAUGUUUAUCUUUUUU
Messenger RNA from Diabrotica balteata, 1611 nucleotides. Lineage: Eukaryota; Metazoa; Arthropoda; Insecta; Coleoptera; Chrysomelidae. The record is from the annotation of a GenBank genome assembly.